Zerene cesonia (dogface butterfly) is the source of this 2754-nucleotide messenger RNA. Its product is annotated as sodium-dependent nutrient amino acid transporter 1-like. Gene Ontology annotation, cellular component: membrane. Gene Ontology annotation, biological process: sodium ion transmembrane transport. The record is from RefSeq and is a predicted model, not a curated record. The transcript is spliced from 10 exons. The coding region runs from base 67 to 2070 and encodes 667 amino acids. Lineage: Eukaryota; Metazoa; Arthropoda; Insecta; Lepidoptera; Pieridae.
ACGUGCUUGGCGCAUGCGCGCGACCGUCUCCACUUUCCAAGUUUUACGAUUACGAAUUGUUUUUAUAUGGCAGUGAACCGACUAAGUGUUGUGGGACCUUCCGGACGAUUUGACAGUGGCCAGUGGAGAUCCUCUCAGAAUGGCCGGACAGUCAGACGGAUAUUGGACUUCUUCAAGAUCCAGCUAUGCACUAUUGCCAUCUCGCUCACACUGUUCAACACGGUGCGGCUGCCGCGAGAAGCCUUCAAGUAUGGAGACGUGCCAUACUUGGUGGUCUACUCGGUGUGGUUGCUGGCUGUUGGUCUACCGAGCGUAAUGCUCCAGCUGUCUAUGGGACAACUUAGUCAGCAAGACGCGGUUGGCGUGUGGCGCGCUGUUCCUAUAUUUAGAGGUGUCGGGCACAUAAAAGUGCUGACGUCAUACCUCUGCUGUACCUACAAUAUGGUGUACGUUGCCCUCUCCGCCGCGUAUAUGAUAUGGAUCGGCAAGGGCACCUUCCCCCUGAAGGACUGCACAAAAAUACACAUGACUCCGAAUGGGUAUGAGAACAAAAUGAAUGCGUCUGAGUGUUUCAACUCGACGUUUUUGGCGCCGUUCACAGAACAACCUCAAUAUCUGGGUGUAAUGGCUAUUUUGAUAUUCAUUUUAUGGUUCUUUGUGCCUCUUAUGCUGCUCAACCUUCACAAAUCUCUGAAGGCGUCUCUGAUGAUCCUGGCACCCAUCCUCGUCGCGAUAGCCAUCGUCCUAUGCGUCUUUAUCUCCAAUGGAACGGUUAUGACCUCGGUUCUGAAAAUAGACGACUGGUCGAUGUUAGCUCGGCCGUAUAUCUGGCAGAGCGGGCUGGUCCAGGCGCUGCUGUCGUCUUGCGUGAUGAGCGGCUAUGUCAUAAGCGCUGGUGGAACUAUAUAUAAACAAUCUGAUGUUAGAUGGAUAUCGGUACUAAUAAUACUAACGAACUUACUAUCUGGAUGGCUCUGCGUAUUCAUGUGGGAGUCGAUAGCCGGGGAAGGCAACAAAGACAAGAGUUUCAUAGCUAUAUUAGUACUUAUAUACCAGUCAUCGGUGAGCGAGCACAGGACGAAGGAAUGGCCCUUGCUGGCGUUCGGGGUGGUUCUCGUAUCGGGAAUUAUCACAUCGUUGGUGCUUCUGUACCCUGUCUACGACAAGCUGCAUCGUCUUGCUGGCGAGCAGUGGAGGCUCUUCGCGGCAGCUGCAUCAGCUCUGGGCACGGCGCUAACAGUUGCCGUGCUGUCUCGAGGGAUCUCUAUUGCCCAAAUGCUUGAUGAGAUGGUCGUGCCGGUUCUGGUUGUGGCCACUACUGCGUUUGAGGUGGUGGGCUUCGUUUUUAUUUAUGGAUACUUCUACCUCAAGUCCGAUAUCAAAUUCAUCACCGGCAGUAAUCUGUCAAGGUUCUGGAUAGUGAUGUGGUGGUUGACACCCGUCCUACUAGUUGGAGUGACGGGCUGGUGGCUGAGAGCCAUCAUCAGGAUCGCGUGGAGUCAGGGGCAGAGCUUGUGGCAUUUGGUCGGUGUCUUCAUAGCCAUACUGGUGCUACUUAUCAUCUUCGCCGCUAUUGCUGUGGCGAAAGAGGAGCAGUAUAAUUUGCUUGCCAAAUUAGCAGCCGCAUUCCAUCCCUCCCGUCUUUGGGGACCAGAAGAGCCAUUAGCAAGAUACACGUGGAUGUCUCAACGGUUCGCAAACGAAAACCUCACCGCAGAACAAGAUGUUACAGCUGAGUCUAACUACGCAAAUCUACACAACGACUAUCUAACAAAGAACGAAAUCAAAUACAACGAAAAUUGGUUCAAAGAAGAUAUAUACCAAAAGCAUCCAAAGAGCGACUAUGCGAUCGAAUAUAUAAGUAAAAAAGACGCCAUUAAAGACGCAAGUCCCAUAUAUUCAGUUCCCGCAAUAGACAGGAGUAAGAGAGAAAAAGAAGACACGUUCAGAUCACCGAAUAUUUGCAUAGCCAAAGGAGAAUUGGGUGGUGCAAUAAAUUGCAAUUGCAAUAGGCACUUCCAGCUUAACGUACCAGAUUUAAGAAAUAACGAGAUAUCGACUAGUCUAUAGACUGUUUAUGUACAACGAUUGCUUUGUCUAGUCGCAUUAGGAAUAAUACUUAGAAGUUAUGACGGUUGACGCAUUUGUAUGUAAUAAUACAAAACGAUGUAAAAUGUGAUAAUACGUAAGCGAUAUUUAUUUAAAUAGCCCAUAUUAUAUAGGAUUUAGAACUUGUGUAAAAUAAUGUUGAAAUGUGCUAUAACUUAGGGGAUGAGCGAUCAUUUUAAAUAUUCCGACAUUGUAGCGAGUUCAAUUAAAACAACAAGCCCUGAUUGUACAUGUUUUAUAAGAAGAAAGUGAAUCUUACGAGUAUAUGGUUCAAUAUUUCGCCUUACUUAUGAUAUAUUAAAUGCUACAUUUGGCCUUCCUGUACCUACACUACGUAUAAAACCUGAGAGAAAUAAGUGUUCAAAAUGAUAUAUAUUCUCACGGCCGCAUUACUCCAAGGGGACUGAGUAUGUUGUGAACUAAAUAAAAUGUAUAAAAUCGUAGAAGAUCUGUAGAUAAAAUUGGUAAUUUAUAAGAUAUAUUUUUAAAUAAAGUGGUAAAAAGAAAUAUUUAACAAUUAAUAUACAUAUAAGGCGAAUCGUAAGAAAAGAUAUCAAAGAUGUAGGGUUUAUGUAUUUUUCGUGUGGGAAAAGGAUUACAAUGAUAAAAUCUUAUAAGCUUAAGAUCAAUGGAAAAUAUGAUAUA